AUGGGUGCGAAGCUUGAUCCGAAAUUGAAUCGCAACAUGCAUAAGGUCUUAAGAUCACUAGCAAAGAAACACAAAUUGAGCGACCAAAAGAGGGAAAACCGCUCUAUGACCAUUGACGACCUCAAAGCGCAGAUUGAGACGACACUGAGCACGACAAGGAAGUCGUUUGACCUCGGGGAGCUCCGGAUUCUUACCGUUUUAUAUCUUCUCUUCCUGGCACCUGCCGGCUCGCGCCCGCAAUCCAUCUUGCGGCUCCGAUUUGGAGACAUCCGGGUUGUAUUAGCGAGAGACCCCGACGGCGGGCCACACAAGCUUUUGAUCAAGUUUACUCUCGAGUUUACUAAGACGUACCUUGGGACAAAAGAUGCUAAGACCUUCACGAUCCCUGAAACCAUGUUUGAUCCAUUUUUGCUUCUUAGCCCUCAUGUCUUCCUCCUUGGCAUCUUGUUCCAACAUCAAGCUUUCCGGGCUCCUAGCCUUGUCUCUCUUUGCCAUCUAGACGAUCUUGAUAUCCACCCCGGCAAGAAUGAGUUGCCUUUGCCACUCAGAGACGACCUCAAAGGCGUAUGCAUAUUCCGCCGAGCCAUUACAACCUCUAUCGGGCUGCAGAUAUCACCGGCAGAACCCAUCACCUAUGGCAUGAUGUCGGGAUGGAUUAAAAGGAUUGGAGAGAUUCUAGGCCUUCAAUACCCAACCAUCGCAUAUUCAUUGCGCUAUAAUGCAGGCAAUGAAUUGGACCAGAGCCCGGACGUUAGUGAAGCACUCCGUAACCUGGCGCUAGACCACGCCAACUCGAUCCCUUUCCAAAAGCAUUACCUCGGUCGCGCUGUUUGCGCAGACCUAUGGGGAAUCCUUCGCGGCCAGAAGCCGCAACAAGCACUAUUGAAACAAUCUUGCAGUAUCGGUCAUUCGAUGAGCAAGCGGCAUCCAGCAGAUCUUACUCCUGAGCAAGCGGCGUCCGUUAAUACAGAUCCCAACGUGAGGCGGCUUACAAGACAACUUAAGAACCUACAACUAGGGACGAAACAGCAGAUCGACGCGCAAUGGGAACUUCGAAAUCUAAAGCAGAGGCUGAAGAGGUUGCUCCUCCAAAAGAUCCAAGAAGACUGGACAGACGAGCAGGCUAUAGAUGACAUCGAACACCAAUUGCAGGGCGUCGCAUUCACCAAGCCCGUACCGGUGGACAUAACCCAUUGUCCGCAACUUCCAGCGCAGAAACAACUAGUCACGGCCCUGACUGCGCCUGUCGACCCUACUCUCAAAGGCCAAUAUUGA
This is a messenger RNA of Anthostomella pinea, 1275 nucleotides long. The record is from the annotation of a GenBank genome assembly. Lineage: Eukaryota; Fungi; Ascomycota; Sordariomycetes; Xylariales; Xylariaceae.